AGGUUGAUUUAUAACAUAAUUGGCAUCUUUUGCUGCUUUUAUGCGUCUCAGUGUCGAGACAGUUUUUCCUUCCUGUUUUUAGUGCAGUGACCGCAAAGAAUUGUGGGAUUGCUUUUUCCUUCUUUUUAGAAAAUAGGCUCUGGUGCUUUUCGUCUGUGUGAUAGUAAAAUAAAACAUCGAAGCCUAUUUUCAUGUUAAAUUGCUAAAGGCGAACGUCCAUUUCAAAGUCGGUUUACUAAGUGAAUAGGCUCCUUUUUUUCAGAAAAAAACGACAAUUUGGAUAGACCUCCACAAUGGUUUGCUAGCUUGCAAGAUGCUGAUACAACCCCUGGUGCCAUGCUGACACCUGCUGGAUCCAAUGUUUAUAUAAAACAAGAUAGCUGCAACUAUGGAGCCCUCAGGCCCAGAGGCUUCAUCCCAAAGCCAAAGAAAAGAGGAGAGUGCACCAAAAGGUCAAGGAGAAGGUGGCUCAAAGUUAAAGAAGGCUCAUUUGAAGAAUGCGAGUACUAAAAAGAAAAAACCCAAAAAAGCUACUGUUUCCAGGUCUGCCCGGGUCAACUACACAGUCCACCAAGGAGAAGAUAUGCUUCUUGUUAUAUCCAACGCUUCUUCUCAAUAUGAUGAUUCAGCUUGGGCUCCCAAAAGAAAGGGAAGCAAAAAGAGGAAACUUGUCAGAGAAAACACAAAAGCCAUUCGGACUAAGACGAACAGGACAGUCCAUGUCAAGGGGAAAGUGGAAACUAAAACUGCUGUGGAAGAAGAGGAGCCCUCAAUGUUUGCUUUCCCUCAGGGAACAAAUGACCAGCGUUGGGGCCAGAAUCUGCCAGAGGAGGUGUUGGUCAACAUUUUCCAGAUGGUGGUCAGUCAAGACAACGCAGUCCCAUUUUUAUGCAGGGUGGGAAGAGUUUGUCGUCUUUGGAACGCUGCAGCUUCCAGCCCCAUCCUGUGGCGCAGAGUGACUUUAGGACACUGCUGGAUCCCACCAGGGAAGUCUCAGCUGCCAAAGACUGAGAAAAAAAUAAAGGACACGGUUACCUGGCUGGCUCAGAACAGAUUUUCUCAGCUGCGAGAUUUCGCUCUCUGCCACUGGACAAAGAAUGUUGAUUUCACAUUGCAGGCUGUCUCCCAGUUCUGCCCUCACCUUGCCUCUAUCAAGCUCUCUUAUUGUUCAGGCCUGACAGCGAAGGCGUUCCAAAGCCUCGGUCUGCACAGCCGUGCUCUGCACAGCAUCAACAUCCAGUACUCAGAGUUCCAGGUUGAAGGACUCCUGGAGUAUCUUGAUAAUCAUGGGCAUCAGAUCAAAGAAAUCUCUUUCACUCAUGGACUAAAGAAUGAUAAACUUCUGGCAGCUCUAAAUAGGGGGUGUUGUCCUGAUUUGGAGUUGCUGGAGGUGAACACAAAGCUUGAUAGUAAAGACGGCGAACUUCCAGUUUGCAUCCAGGCACUUCAGCAAGCCUGUCCCAAACUCAAGACCUUUCGCAUGCUGAACGUCAGACCCCUGCAUAAGACGAUGCGCAAUGGCAUGGAUUCAUCACCUGGGUUCCCGUGCCUGGAGGAACUUUGUAUUGCAACCACGUCGUACUCCUACAUGACUGACAAAGAUUUGCUGGACAUUCUGUUUGCCUCCACCAAACUGCGGGUGCUGGACCUUAGAGGCUGCUCACGAAUCACACCACCUGGUCUGGCGCGAUUACCUUGUCCAGAUCUGCAGUGCCUGUUCUGGGGUCAGUACUUCAACAGUCACGUCGGGCUGCCAUCUCUGAAGAGAGAUUUUCACCUGGUGACACAGCUGUGGGGUCAGACACUGCAGCAGCUCGACAUUGCAAACCAGGUUUUCACAGAGGAAGACUUGGAGCUGGCCAUGGGUUACCUGGCAGCUCAGACAAAGACUCUCUGCUCGCUCAACCUCAGUGGGACCAGGAUCACUCUGCGUGCAGUCAGGUAUGUCAUUAGUCGCAUGCAGGCGCUGGACUACCUCAACCUCUCAUCCUGUCGCUAUCUUCCAAGAGGACUGAAGAAAAUCUAUCGGGGCCAGGAGGAAAUCCAGCAGCUGCAGGAGAAACUGAAAGAACUUGUUUGAAUAAUUACAAUACAAUUAUAGAUUCAAAGACAUUGUUGAUGUAGUUUGGAAAUUUGACCUUCAAGCUCUUUUCUGUACAUUUUAUAAGUAAACUGGUAACUUUGUUAACUCUUUUAGCUGUCUCAAUCCCAGUAAUUGUCUGAAAGUCUGAAGCUGUCACCCUAAAUUUUUUCUCUGUAAGCCGGUAAACAAAAAAAAUGUGAAAUCUCAACACUUCAUCCUUUUUUCUUUGACUGUAAAUAAUUUUUUUAAAUUAACACCUUGCUAUGGCAUUUAAUGGGCAUCAGAACUUUCUUUUUUGUAUGUUAAAUAAAAAAUUUUUGUAGUCCAUA
Messenger RNA from Oryzias latipes (Japanese medaka), 2412 nucleotides. It is a transcript of the gene fbxl6, whose product is annotated as F-box and leucine-rich repeat protein 6. NCBI's taxonomy places the organism in Eukaryota, Metazoa, Chordata, Actinopteri, Beloniformes, Adrianichthyidae. Gene Ontology annotation, cellular component: SCF ubiquitin ligase complex. Gene Ontology annotation, molecular function: protein binding. The record is from RefSeq and is a predicted model, not a curated record.